AUGUCACAAGCGGAGCUUCAAGUAGUAGCUGAUUUAGAGAUGGAGAUGAUGACAGAUAUGUAUAAAAGAAUGAGUUCAGCAUGUCAGCAAAAAUGCAUUUCAACUCGCUAUAGAGAAGGGGAGUUAACAAAAGCUGAAGCAGUGUGUUUGGAUCGUUGUGUCGCGAAAUAUUUAGAUAUACAUGAAAAGCUUGGGAAAAGGUUGACUGCAAUGUCACAGCAAGAUGAAAAGCAGUUACAGCAAAUACAGCAGCAAAUGAACAAGCAAUUGCAAGAAAAAGUGAAGUAA
Molecule: messenger RNA, 288 nt
Organism: Thelazia callipaeda (thelaziosis nematode)
Lineage: Eukaryota; Metazoa; Nematoda; Chromadorea; Rhabditida; Thelaziidae
Source: the annotation of a GenBank genome assembly